UUUCCCAGUAGUGAUGUAUGGAAGUGAGAGCUAGACCAAUGGACCAGUGGACUAUAAAGAAGGCUGAUUGCCGAAGAAUUGAUGCUUUUGAGCUAUGGUGCUAGAGGAGACUCUUGAGAGUCCCAUGGACUGCAAGAAGAUCAAACCUAUCCAUUCUUAAGGAAAUCAGCCCUGAGUGCUCACUGGAAGGACAUAUCCUGAAGCUGAGGCUCCAAUACUUUGGCCACCUCAUGAGGAGAGAAGACUCCCUGGAAAAGACUGAGGGCACAAGGAGAAGGGGACGACAGAGGAUGAGAUGGUUGGACAGUGUUCUCGAAGCUAUGAACAUGAGUUUGACCAAACUGCGGGAGGCAGUGGAAGACAGGAGUGCCUGGCGUGCUCUGGUCCAUGGGGUCACGAAGAGUCGGACAUGACUAAACGACUAAACAACAACAACAAAGGUUGCCGUCUGUUUUGCAGACAUGAGCUUCGUGACAGACAUUUUUAAUUGGCGUGGUUUGGAAAGCUGCCCCUGUUGGGUUUCUGCCUGCCAGGCAGCUGCCAAGUCGACGCAGCCAGCAAUCUCUUUAAAGAAAAUGGCAAGCUUAUGAGCUUCCCUCGCUAGACCAGUUCACAGGAAACCCUGGUGGUGUGGCUAAGUCGAGGAGGCAUAUACGGUUUCAUGAUCAGGAAGCCGGAUUCUCUCUCUGGCGGCAGCUUUGAGCCCUGCCGCCUCGAGCCCUGCCUGGGAGCGCCUUUCUUUCUCAGCUGCUGCCGUCAGAGCGAGAGGGAGGCGGCCCUGGCGGCGAGCAGAGCAGGUUCUCCUGUCGCUAUUUGUAGCAGCGCACCAGAACUGGCUGGGCUUGAAUGAAGCAAGACCGCGCCCGGGAGCGGCGCCUCGACCAGGAAGUGGCUGCCGAGGCUGCCAGGAAACGGUGCAUCCGACUCGGAGCGCCAGAGAGCUGUAGAGGUGAGGAGACGGUUGUCGUUGUCGUCGUCCCUUCAGGAAGACGAAUCAGCCACUCAUAGUCAUGGUCAGUGACACCAAAGGGGAAAUGUAAAGGACAUUAAUCAAUGUGACAGUUGGUUCUGUUGAAAACCUGAAACCAAUAGCUGAAGCACUUGAAUAAUAAACAUCUGAAGCUGAUACUCAAGUAAAUGGCUGAACUUCCACCUGGGAUUCGCUUGAUCACUUUCUUUACAAGAGACCAGUGGUACAGGGCUCUGACAUUUGUCCUGACUUUUAUGCUGUAUGCUAGUUUCCACUUAUCAAGGAAACCAAUCAGUAUAGUUAAGGGAGAACUACAUAAGCAUUGUAAUACUCCACAAGUUAUUGAGCAUAACACCUACAAAGAAUAUGCCAUCCAGAUUCAGCCUGUUAAAAAAAUGGCUAAUGAGUCACGCUGUGGUUGGGAGCCAUUUGAUAAGAGCAACUACAAACAGUUGUUGGGAGCCCUGGAUUAUUCAUUCCUAUGUGCUUAUGCGGUUGGGAUGUAUCUGAGUGGCAUAAUAGGUGAACGUUUGCCUAUCCGGUAUUAUCUCACUGGAGGGAUGUUUGCCAGCGGACUCUUCACUGCUAUGUUUGGAUUUGGUUACUUCUAUAAUAUACACAACCUGUGGUUCUACAUCGUGGCUCAGAUGGCUAAUGGAUUGGUGCAGACUACUGGCUGGCCCAGUGUGGUUACCUGCAUUGGCAACUGGUUUGGGAAAGGAAGGAGAGGACUGAUCAUGGGAUUAUGGAACUCGCACACUUCAGUGGGGAAUAUUUUAGGCUCUCUAAUAGCUGGCUAUUGGGUGUCUACCUCCUGGGGUUUGUCCUUUGUGGUGCCUGGCGUUAUAAUAGCUUUAAUGGGGAUUGUCUGCUUCCUGUUUCUUAUUGAACAUCCUAGGGAUGCAAACUGUACAAGUUCAUCAUCCAGUAAUUCAAAAAGUUACAUGAAUGGGCCAGAUAGAUACACCAUUCAGAAACCAGAAUUAAGCGCUAAGAAAACAAGCUUAUCUUGGGAUCCAGAGAAGCACUGCCUGCUCCCUGACUAUGAGAAGUGCAACAAGUCACUGAAUCCUAACAAUGGAGGCUGUGAGGAAACUGAAAACAGGAAGUCUGCUAUAAGUUUUUCUGGAGCUUUGCGAAUACCUGGAGUUGUAGAAUUCUCUCUCUGCCUGUUAUUUGCCAAACUGGUCAGCUACACUUUUCUUUUCUGGCUUCCAUUGUACAUCACAAAUGUAGAACAUAUUGAUGCUAAACGAGCAGGCGAUCUAUCCACACUAUUUGAUGUUGGAGGAAUCUUUGGUGGAAUUUUGGCAGGCAUAAUAUCAGACCGACUGAAGAAAAGAGCUACAACUUGUGGCAUGAUGCUUUUGAUUGCAGCACCCACGCUAUACUUAUUUUCAGCAAUCAGUAAAAUGGGCUUUGAGGCCACCAUAGUUAUGCUGCUCAUCAGUGGCGCUCUUGUAAAUGGCCCUUAUGCAUUGAUCACAACAGCUGUCUCAGCUGACUUGGGUACCCAUAAAAGUCUCAAGGGAAAUGCAAAAGCACUCUCCACUGUUACAGCUAUCAUUGAUGGAACAGGUUCAGUAGGUGCUGCUCUGGGACCUUUGUUAGCUGGUCUCCUCUCUCCUUCUGGUUGGAACAAUGUAUUUUAUAUGCUGAUGAUAGCAGAUGCGUGUGCCUUGCUAUUCUUGCUCCGCCUUAUACGAAAUGAACUUCGAUGUAGUCUGGAUCGCACCCUGUUUAAAGAACACUGAAUUUUAGGAAACAAGUAAAUUAAAAUGAUUGCUUUUUAAAGACUUUGACUGUGUUCCA
This is a messenger RNA of Zootoca vivipara (common lizard), 2782 nucleotides long. It is a transcript of the gene SLC37A1, whose product is annotated as solute carrier family 37 member 1. Gene Ontology annotation, molecular function: glucose 6-phosphate:phosphate antiporter activity. NCBI's taxonomy places the organism in Eukaryota, Metazoa, Chordata, Lepidosauria, Squamata, Lacertidae. Gene Ontology annotation, cellular component: endoplasmic reticulum membrane. The record is from RefSeq and is a predicted model, not a curated record. Gene Ontology annotation, biological process: phosphate ion transmembrane transport; glucose-6-phosphate transport.